CUCAGCCAGCGCCGCUCCGCCUGGGCGAGAAGCGAAACUUCUGUUAUGGGACGGCGGGCGGAUCACCAUUUCUCAUCGGUACAGUCAACAGGGUGGGAUCUCUGCCGUUUGCCCCACAUCGUGGACAUCGAGAGUAAUGGAGAUGCAGUCAAUAAUGUCCGAGGAUCCUUAAUGUUUCUAAGCAUCUCGGGGAGACUCGUUUUUCUCAGCUGGAUCAGGCGCCUGGACCCGCAGCCUGAGGGGCGGCCGCUAUGUGGAGCUGCAUGUUUGCCAAUGGCACAGACGGCACAGCGGACCUCCAGCUCUGCCAUCGGUUGGGCCUCUCCUUGUCUGUUUUUACCUUCACCUACCUUUUCGUUUUCUUCCCUCUGGGAUUCUGCUACAACGCGCUGGUGGUGGCCGUGAACCUCUCCAACAAGGCCUCGAUGACCAUGCCCGACGUCUACUUCGUCAACAUGGCCAUGGCCAGCCUGGUACUGGGCCUAGUGGGGCCCCUGCAGCUCCUGGGGCCCGAGUUCUCCCGUUGGCCCCUGUGGCGCUACAGCGACGAGGUUUACGUCACGCUGCUCAUCCUCUUCAACAUCUCGUCUCUGGUGAUCAUGUACUCCGCGACUCUGCUCAGCCUGGACUGUUACAUCGAGCGCGCCCUGCCACGCACAUACAUGUCCAGCGUCUACAACACCAAGCAUGUGUGCGGCUUCCUCUGGGGCGGUGCUAUCCUCACCAGCUUCUCGUCCCUGCUUUUUUACGUCUGCAACCACGUCUCCACUAAGAUCGUCGAGUGCUCGAAAAUGCAGAACAAGGAGGUGGCCGACACCAUAAUGCUGCUGAUUGGUUACGUCGUUCCGGCCGCCGCCGCCUCCUAUGCUCUUGUCCUCAUCCUUCGCAUCCGUAAACAGCCCACACAUCUGGACCAGGAUCUGGGGAGGCUGGAUCCCUCUGUAUACCGGUUGCUCCUCGCUGCCGUGUCAAUGCAGUUUGUGCUGUGGACGCCCUACUACCUAAUCUUGCUGGUCCACACUAUCUCCAGGGUGCAGGGGACCUACGUCACAAGGCCAGUCGUAGCUUUCAACUUCCUCAGAGGUCUGUCUGUCCUGCUGGCUUUCUCCAGCAGCUUUGCCACGCCGUUACUUUACAGGCAGAUGAGCAGGACCUUUUCACUCAAGCUUCAGAGGCUGCUGAAGAGGCUGCCGUGCGGAGAGCGCACAUGUACCCACGAACACCCGGGGGUGCAGCAGGUGGUCUUGUGAGCAACAACCAUGCCCCAUGUCACCCCUUCCUGUUACCAUGGUGAUUCUACUGUUGCAUGCGCGGUGAAAACAUGGACCUGAGGCUGUUACAUUUUAUUAAAAGAGCCCCCCCCUGCCCGGGUUUUAAUGAGAGGUGCUUUUUGCUGUUUGAGAGCACUAGCGCUUCUUAUGAAGUUAACAUUAAUUUAAUUAACAAUUAUUAUAUUUUGUAUAUUUAAUUUUUAUUUCUUUUGUUUUUGUCUUGAGAUGUUAGUCCAAGAUUAAACCACAGACUUCUCUCUGUGGUCCUCAAAGCCACUGGCAACAAAAAUAAAUACGUUUUUUUGCACACUGCCUUUUCCAAGUACACAAUGUAUAUUACAUUUUGUAUAUUACUGUAAAACUAACACUGCAGUUUCCAGUGGGCAUUACAUAAAACAUGAUCAAAUUAUGAUUGUGUUAUUAAAUUAUUAUAGUGUUGUGUUAAGCGGCGAUGCCGUAGAUUCCCGGUGGGGGGAGCACUGUGCGUGGGGGAGCCUGGGGGGGUCACAGUUGUCAUAAUAAUAUUUGUUUGUGUUCCUUAUGAGUUCUGAACGGUGUCACUAUGCACGGCCGGGAAGGUGGGCCUCUUAGAUGCAGGCCUAUCUGCGGUCUCUCCUGCUAAAAGAUGGCGAAUCUGCUCCACAGCCACACCAGUAAAAUGGAACUUCCCAGUAUCACGAUGCAAGCCCUGCAGAAAGUGUUCAGUCUCUGUAUCCGGCUCAGGAUGAUCUGCGGCGUGAGUGUAAAGCCUGGAAGUCGCACAGCAAACUGAGACCAGGCCCCAGGUCCCUCCUUCGGAUGCUAAGGGAAUCAAUCACCUGCCAUGGCUGAAUGUAGGCCAGGCAGUACAUAAAAACCCACAUAAAACAGCAGACAUGUAUAAACACACAUGUUUUAAAUCGUUUGAGUUUUAUUGAGAGCUUGCAGGAAGGGUCUUGUUAAUCAUUGUUUCAAGUGAGAUCAAAGUCCAUUUGAUUACAGCCCCACAUGUAUCCUGACAUUGGGCCCCGUUGCACUGUUUCAGAUAUUACAGCCCUACGCUUUGACAUUUGAACAUGUCUGUGCAGGGGUAUGUUUAGUAGCGGGGUGAAAAGGAACGGAAUUAUGAACGAGACACCAGCGUGUUGGUAUCAGCUUUGUUCACGAUCCACGGGAAAGACUGGGAAAGUUAACUGAGCGUGGAUCCACUGAAAGUUAUCCUACAACAAGAGUUUGAUUUUAAACUAUUUUAAUAUUGCUUAAGUGUUAUAUUUAAUUUAAUACAGGUAUAUUGACAUUUUCAAAGGUUAUUUUAAAAUGUAAACAGCUUUAUGUAUGAACUUAUGUAUGUCUGUGCUUAAAUUAUAUAUAGUGUAUUUUGAGAUAAAUUUACAGUAUUGUUUUCAGAGAUAUAUUUAGAUACAUAACCUAAAUUACAUAUGUUGAGUCAAAGACUGAUCAACCAAUAAAACAUCAAUAUUAUUCCAA
Brienomyrus brachyistius is the source of this 2738-nucleotide messenger RNA. RefSeq names its product probable G-protein coupled receptor 146. Gene Ontology annotation, cellular component: membrane. Gene Ontology annotation, molecular function: G protein-coupled receptor activity. Gene Ontology annotation, biological process: G protein-coupled receptor signaling pathway. Lineage: Eukaryota; Metazoa; Chordata; Actinopteri; Osteoglossiformes; Mormyridae. The coding region runs from base 252 to 1250 and encodes 332 amino acids. The transcript has 2 exons. The record is from RefSeq and is a predicted model, not a curated record.